This is a messenger RNA of Prosopis cineraria, 767 nucleotides long. Its product is annotated as receptor-like protein 37. The record is from RefSeq and is a predicted model, not a curated record. Gene Ontology annotation, molecular function: protein binding. The coding region runs from base 246 to 767 and encodes 173 amino acids. The transcript is spliced from 3 exons. Lineage: Eukaryota; Viridiplantae; Streptophyta; Magnoliopsida; Fabales; Fabaceae.
GGCAGAGUCAGUGUGAGAGAGAUGUCGCAAGAGAGGCCGAACAACAGGCGAAUAAAAUCUCAGAGAAACUGUAUCAAAUGUUGUAAGAGUGGGUUGAGACUUUUUAAGACAAGAUGGCCCUGCACAAUAAAUUUAUAUGAGGAGGUCUAGUGUCCUGAAUUGAAGAAUACUCAUAGAUUGUAUAUCAAAGAACUUGCUCGAGUAUCUGAUUUUGCAAAAGGGAGUAUCCUUCAUAGUCUUCCAUUAUGAGGAUCCUUCAGUUUUUAUUUCUUCACCUCCUUCUGUUUUGCUACAUGUGCCUUUGCAGCAACGUGUUGGCGGUGUAUUGUUUUUGUGUUGAAGAUCAACAAUCACUGUUGCUGCAACUGAAGAACAACGAAUUCAGGUUCAAAGCUUCAUGGUCUACUAAACUGGUAAGCUGGAAUCAAAGCAUUCCUCACUGUGAUUGGAAUGGUGUGACUUGUAAUAAGGAGGGGCAUGUUAUUGGUCUAUACUUGUACUUGGAAUCCAUAGAUGGAGAAUUGCACAAUUCAAGUGCUCUUUUUUGUCUCCAACAUCUUCAAAACUUGGAUUUGAGUUAUAAUAAUUUCAAUUCUUCCAUUCCUCCUGCGAUCAGAAGUUUGAAGAACUUGGUUUCUCUGAAUUUGUCACAAAAUGCUUUUGAAGGGCAAAUACCAAUGGAGAUUUCUCAGUUAAAAAAUCUGCAACAAAUUUCAUGGGGACAUUCCUCAUUCCUUAUGCAAUAUUCCACAUAUGAUUGGACUUGA